AUGGCCGCCGCCGCCGCCGCCGCCACCGCCACCGCCUCCUCCGGCCUCAUCCGCUGCGCCACGGGAGGCGCGCCGGCGCACGGCCACCACCAGGUGUUCAGGUGCUCCGCCGCCAAGCCGUCCCCUCUCGCGCUGCGCCACCGCGCGGGCCGCCCCGCGCCGCUGCAGGCCUUCCCCGAAUACGACCGCGUCACGCCUUUCGACUAUGACGGUGAGGUGGACGGCGGCGACGGCGACGACCACCCGCGCGAGGAGUGCGGCGUGUUCGGCGUCGUCGGGGACCCGGACGCCACGUCGCUCUGCUACCUCGGCCUGCAGAAGCUGCAGCACCGCGGGGAGGAGGGGGCUGGCAUCGCCGCCGCGGGGGACGACGGCACGAUCAAGCUGGAGAGGGGGCUGGGGCUCGUCGGGGACGUGUUCGGCGACCCGGCCCGCCUCGGCAAGCUCCCCGGCCAGGCCGCCAUCGGCCACGUGAGGUACUCCACCGCCGGCGCCGCCGCCUCCCUGCGCAACGUGCAGCCGUUCCUCGCCGGGUACAGGUUCGGGCAGCUCGCCGUGGCGCACAACGGCAACCUGGUGAACUACCAGGCGCUGCGGAACAAGCUGGAGGCGCAGGGCUCCAUCUUUAGCACGUCGUCGGACACGGAGGUGAUCCUGCACCUCAUCGCCACCUCGCUCUCGCGCCCUCUGCUCGCGCGCAUCUGCGACGCCUGCGAGCGCCUCGCCGGGGCCUACUCGCUGCUGUUCCUGACGGCGGACAAGCUCCUGGCCGUGCGCGACCCGUUCGGCUUCAGGCCCCUGGUGAUGGGCCGCCGCGCCAACGGCGCCAUCGUGUUCGCGUCGGAGACCUGCGCGCUCGACCUCAUCGACGCCACGUACGAGCGCGAGGUGGAGCCAGGGGAGGUCGUCGUCGUCGACCGCCGCGACAUGUCGGUGUCCUCCGCCUGCCUCGUCCCGCACCGCCCCCGCAAGUCGUGCGUCUUCGAGCACAUCUACUUCGCGCUCCCAAACUCCGUGGUGUUCGGCCACGCCGUCCACGAGCGCCGCAACGCCUACGGCCGCGCGCUCGCCGAGGAGUCCCCCGCCCCCACCGCCGACGUCGUCAUCCCCGUUCCGGACUCGGGGUUCUACGCCGCGCUGGGAUUCUCGCAGACGUCGGGGCUCGAGUUCCAGCAAGGCCUCAUCCGGUGGCACUACAGCGGCCGCAGCUUCAUCCAGCCGUCGCAGGCGAUCCGCGACCUCGCCGUCAAGCUCAAGCUCGCGCCCGUGCACGGCGUCAUCAGGGGCAAGAGCGUGGUGGUGGUCGACGACUCGCUCGUCCGCGGCACCACCUCGAGCAAGAUCGUGCGCCUGCUCCGCGACGCCGGCGCGCGCGAGGUGCACAUGCGGAUCGCCAGCCCGCCGGUCAUCGGCUCCUGCCUCUACGGCAUCGACACGCCCAGCGAGGGCGAGCUGAUAUCAAACAGGAUGGACCUCGAGGGAGUCCGCAGGGCGAUCGGCUGCGACUCCCUCGCGUUCCUCUCGCUCGACAAGCUCCACACCAUCUAUGGCGACGAGGCGCAUGAGCUCUGCGACGCCUGCUUCUCGCGGAAUUACCCGGUGCUCCCCACCGUGCCGGAGCCGGUGCCGGAGUUGGUGUCCGCCUUCGAAGACUGACAUGAACUCGCAACUAGGGGAAGUGGCUCUACUAUACUCUGCAAUCUGCAUAUGCUUAUAUAGAAAUUUUAGACUCAAUUUUGGGGCUUGGUGGCAAUAUUUGUCCUUGCAAUUGCAUUCAUCAAUCUGAAUUUUGGGAGUAAGGUUUAGCUAUUGGAUAUUGAUCGAGCUGAUACGGUUAAGUUUGAUCUGUCUAUUCAUCUAUUGUAUUGCCAAUGCCAUCAUGGUGAUGAUGAUGAACGAGAUAAUUGCUUCAAUGACACAUGGUGAAAAAGUUGCCUUUUUGGUAUGUAUACCACCUUCU
Molecule: messenger RNA, 1960 nt
Organism: Oryza sativa Japonica Group (Japanese rice)
Lineage: Eukaryota; Viridiplantae; Streptophyta; Magnoliopsida; Poales; Poaceae
Product: amidophosphoribosyltransferase, chloroplastic
Biological process (GO): purine nucleotide biosynthetic process; purine nucleobase biosynthetic process
Cellular component (GO): cytoplasm
Molecular function (GO): amidophosphoribosyltransferase activity
Source: RefSeq, a predicted model, not a curated record